CCCCGCACGCUGCUCAUUCUCUCCAAGAGCUGUCACCCUGUCUCUCUCUCUCUCUCCUCCUCUCUCUCUCAAACUGACACACACACCAAGUAGCUCGAGCCCCAGUGGAGACGCUGCUGACGCUCUGCUCGCUACACCGACAACACCGAGUCACGUUCUGUUCUUUUCUCGCUCCACCGACAACACCGAGUCACGUUCUGUUCUUCUCUCGCUCCACCGACAACACCAAGUCACGGUAUGUUCUUCUCUGGCAGAACCGGAGAGUGAAAGCCCUUUAGGAUUCUAUAUAUCGCGUGUGAUAUUUGCAGCUGAACGACCGGUCGUGACGGAGGACGCGAGGGGAAAUACAAAAAAAGAGCGAAAGGGAGAAAAGAAAAGGUGGUGUCCUCCCAUCAGAAACACUCUGAGAGCAGCUUGACAGCACAGGACGAGAGAGAGAGAGAGAGAGAGAGAGAGAGAGAGAGAGAGAGAGAGAGAGAGAGAGAGAGAGAGCCAACCAACCAUCUGUGAAUCACAUCAAGGCAGCUGUGGUCUGCAGUUAUUGUGGACUGCAGUUAUUUUACGAACGAGAGGCAGAGAGGGGGAUAGAAGUGGAGAGAAGGAGAGCGGGAUAGAAGUGGAGAGAAGGAGAGGGGGAUAGAAGUGGAGAGAAGGAGAGGGGGAUAGAAGAGAGAAAUGGUGAGAGAAGGACAAAAGGAGAGGGGGCCUGGGUGAGUUUCCAAGCCCAGGAUGGUGAACCCUGAUCGGGGGGGGGUUAGACCAGGCCUCUGGAGUUCCUUUGGAGAGAUGAGGACCUCUGAGAAGACGGUGUUUAGACAGGUGAAAAUCAAAUGAAUCGUGACUCUGAUGGAUCCUGUGAUUACAACAUGGAUUGACCUUUUUCUUCUUCUCAUCUGAGGGAUAUUUUAGGUUUUUAUGUGGACGUUUUUCUGUGUGGAAAUGUGUCUAUUUUUUCUAAAUGAAUUUGGAGUUUCAAAUCUUUCUGGUGUGGAUUUUAAGGAGGCUGUUUAGUUGACUCUGUGGAUCUGAAACUGCCUCCACUCAUCUGCAGGGAUUUAAACAAUAACUAUUUUGGCCUUGGAUUUUUUUCACGUGUUUUUUUCCAAUAUGUUUUUUUCCCGUGCGGUAGUUGAGACUGCUUUGUAACCUUGGUAACCAAGCGGUAACCAGGCGUCAACUGAGCGGUAACCAUGGCAGCAGCCUAUCGCGUGGUAGUGAGCAGUGUUAGUUGCUACAGCAGCGUGGUGGUGGACCGUCGGGCUCAGAGUCACGCGGUGCACUACUGCUCCGGGUCAUGUGGGGCGCUGUCCCAGGGACUGGACUGUACUGUUGCCCAUCGCAGCACCUGCUCCGAGCUGCUGACCGCCCCCUCACACACAUUCACACACAACCUGACCCGAAACGCUAACUCUCCUCACCAAAUCCCCAACAGCUCUAAACUUAGUAUGACCGGCUGUAAUGGGGGUAGUGGUGUUCCUAAUGAUCCUAACAGUGUGUAUGGUGUGGUGGGGGAGGACAGUCCUCCAUGGCGAGGUAAGAAGGCCAACACUACCACCACUACUACCAGCUCUGGUCCUGACCGGCCUCUCCAGAGCUCUGCCAGUCUGAAGGACAUCACAGGAGAAGCCAUCAACCUGGCCAGUGGCAAACUCAAAGAGUUCUCCUUCGAGAAGCUCCGCCUCUCCACCAGUCACGUGACCUUCAGGAAAGGUCGCAAGGUCAGGCCGGACUCAUACAGCCGUCGGUCAACGGACCUCGACAUCAUCUACGGACACUUCACCGGGAACGUCGGAGGAACGGGGAAUGGGACUAUUACUGGAAAUGGAAACGCCAAUGAUGAGAACCUGCCUCCUUUCAGCGACACCACCAAGGUGCUCAAAGGCCUAUCGCCUGCUAGCAUCACCGCCGGGGGCGGGUCUUUAUCUACAACCAGCCUAUCCAGUGUCUCCAGGGCUGGGGGCGGGUCCACCAGUAGCCUAUCCAGUGCCUGCUCUGGUUCCUUGGAGGCGGGGCUAAACACAGUGGCGUCUCUCUACCUCAGCUCAUUAGCCGACGAGUCCCUCAUCGCCCGGUUACUGGAGAAGACCCGUGCAGGGGAGGAGGGAGGAGUGGGAGGAGCAGGGGGGGAAGACAUACGGGCCUGUCUGGACAUUCUGGUCAAGUGUUCAGAGGACUUGAAGAAAUGUACUGACAUCAUCAAGCAGUGUAUCAGUCGGAAGAGUCCCGGGGGAGGGGAAGAUGGGGGAGCCAGUCCAGAGAGCAUCUACAGAGCUGUGAUGACCAGACUGAGCUCCUAUCUGAGGAAACUGCCUCUAGAGCUGGAGGGGGCUGGGUUGGGGUUAGGGUCAGGGGCUGGAGGUCAAGGGUCAGGGAUUGCAGGUCAUAGCGAGUUGGCCGAGCUGGUUAGUAGUCUCCAUAUGCUGCAGCAAGCUGCUGUCCCCUUCUCACCCAUAUUUGGGAAUGAUCAACCGCCACGGUAUGAGGAUGUUGUUCAGAACCCUCCCUUACCCAAGAGCAGGGAUAUACUGCCACCCUCGUCACUCGCUCCAGACUCUUCUCUCUCUUUGUCCACUAUGCCUGAGACAGCAGGGAGACAUAAGGUUCAGACCAACGGGCUGCAGCACACACACACUCUGUCACACACACACUCUCCCUCACCGCACACACAGACGUUGUCUAUUUCUACCCCUCCAACCCAGGCACACACACCAUCAUCGCAAACGCACACUCCGUCAGCGCGCACACACACUCCGUCCAUCUCCCCCAUGGAGGCUCUCUUCAUUGAGGAGGACGCAGACCUGGGAAGGGGGCUGAACAGGGCUUCCAGACACACACACUCACACACACCGACCAGAAGCCUCACACACACUCACAGUCGGAACGGGACAGCUUUUAGUCCACACACACCCCCCAGCUCCGCGCACACACACCUCAGCCCCAAUCUGUCACACGUACACGUUACACACACACUCCAGUCUGCCGGUGAAGACCUCACCUGCCCCCUAACCUCCGAACACACCCCUCCUGUCACUCAUAGAGACGACGACAUCGACAAGCUUCUGAUGGACUUGGAGUGUCUGUCGCAGAGCAUGGGUCGGGAGAGAGACAGAGUCAGAGAGGGAGAGAGAGAAAGAGAGGCGGAGCCCCCUCUCCCCGUUAAGACCAGACAGAGGGGGACAGGACAGGGGAACACCUCCCCACAAACCCAACCCUCUCUCCAGACACAAACCCAAAUCAACCCCCAGGCUCAAAGGCCUGUUCCUGUUAGCCACCUAACCGCUAACGCCCAGGCCACUAGGUCGACCCCCAGCUCGCCUGCUCCUCUCCCCCAGGCAGAGGGCAGCAUGGUGGGGCUGGGAGAUGAGGAGGACGGGGCCCUGCUGCUGAGGAUCCUGGAGAGCAUUGAGAGCUUUGCCCAGGAGCUGGUGGACUCUGGGGGUAGUCCUGGGAACACUGGGAAGACUGGGGCUCAGAGCAAAGAGAAGGAGGUGAUGAGACUCCUACAGGACACUCUGGCUACUGCAGCCAAGACUGACACUCUGACGCAGGCCAAACUACCUGGAUCUCCACCCGCUGGGCAAGGUGACUAUGGACCUGUACAUGUGUCUGCCUCCACACCAACACCUGCAACCAGACUUACAGAUGGACCUGUUCCUACGGCCCUACCUGUCUCUACAGCUCCCACACCUGUCCCUGCCCCUAUCCCCACAACCCUAGCAGAGUCUGUCUCUACAGCUCCCACGCCUGUCCCUGCCCCUAUCCCCACAACCCUAGCAGAGUCUGUCUCUACAGCUCCCACGCCUGUCCCUGCCCCUAUCCCCACAACCCUAGCAGAGUCUGUCGCCACAGACCAAGCUACACCUUCUGCCCUACCCACACCUGUUCCACCACCUACAGUCAUACCCACACCUGUUCCACCACCUACAGUCGUACCCACACCUGUUCCACCACCUACAGUCGUACCCACACCUUCAGAAGCAGCCGCUGGACGUGAACAUCCACCUGUAGCUGACCUGACAGCUGUACUUACCACCACGGCCACCCCUCCACCCUCCCCUGUCCCGCCCCCUACACCCUCCCCUGGAGAAGCACCUGUUGCAACCAUCGCUGCUCCUCCUGUUGCCGUGAGACACCCGGUUGCCCCUAGCGAUGUGGUUGCCCUGAGAGACAUCGGCUCGACACUGCUCAUCCAGCAGACGCCUGAGGUGAUCAGAGUCCAGUCCAACAAGCAAGAUAAGAAAUCUGGCACCCCUCCUCCAGCCCCUCUCUCCCCCACCCCCUCCGUUUCUCCUCCCCACCGCUCCCCCUCUCCUCCCCCCACUCCAGUCGUCCUCACCCCUCCUCCACCUCCCCCUCCUCCCCCUGCCCUCAACAUUCCCCGCUUCUACUACCCUCGAGGGUUACCGGGGGCAACAAAAGUCAACCACGAUGCGGCCAUCACUGCCAUAGAAACAGCCUUCACUGAGUUUGAGGAGGAGAAGGCUGAUAUUUACGAGAUGGGCAAGAUCGCUAAGGCAUGUGGCUGUCCUCUCUACUGGAAGGCAGCCAUGUUUAACGGAGCGGGAGGAGAGAGGACCGGCUUCGUCUCUGUUCACUCCUUCAUCGCUACCUGGAGAAAGUUGUUACAUAGUUGCUAUGACGAUUCGUCUAAGUUUAUCUACCUCCUAGCGAAGCCUGGCUGUUCCUACCUGGACCAGGAGGACUUCAUACCUUUAUUACAGGACAUAGUGGACACUCACCCAGGACUGACGUUCUUGAAGGAUGCCCCAGAAUUCCAUUCCCGUUACAUCACCACCGUGAUUCAGCGGAUAUUCUAUGUGGUCAACCGCUCGUGGACAGGUCGCAUCACCAUGACGGAACUACGCAGGAGCAACUUCCUGCAGACCCUGGCCCUGUUGGAAGAGGAGGAUGAUAUCAACCAGAUAACAGAUUAUUUCUCUUAUGAGCAUUUCUAUGUGAUCUACUGUAAGUUCUGGGAGUUGGACACAGACCACGACCUUUACAUUGACCCUAAGGACCUGGCUCGUUACAACGACCACGCAUCAUCAAGCAGAAUCAUUGAGAGGUUGUUCUCAGGAGCCGUUACACGGGGUAGCUCAGUGCAGAGAGAAGGGAGGAUGAGUUAUGCAGAGUUCAGCUGGUUCCUCAUCUCAGAGGAAGACAAGAAAAACCCUACCAGUAUAGAGUACUGGUUCAGGUGUAUGGACACAGAUGGGGACGGUGUGUUGUCUAUGUUUGAGUUGGAGUACUUCUAUGAGGAGCAGUGUAGUAGGAUGGAGGGGAUGGGAAUUGAACCCCUACCCUUCACAGACCUGCUCUGUCAGAUGCUAGACCUUGUCAAACCUGAAAGCCAAGGUAAGAUAACCCUGUCUGAUCUGAAGAGGUGUAGGAUGGCUCAUAUAUUCUUCGACACGUUCUUCAACCUGGAGAAAUACCUGGACCACGAGCAGAGAGACCCCUUCGCUUUGCAGAAGGACAUAGACAAUGAGUGUCCAGAGCCUUCAGACUGGGAUAAAUACGCUUCAGAGGAAUAUGAGAUCCUGGUGGCAGAAGAGACAGCUAAUGAACAGCUGCAGGAGGGGACAUUUGAUGAUGACUAUGAGGAGGCGGAGCUUCCUGUUCAAGGAGAGAUGGUUGGGAAUAAGAUGGAUAAGCUGCUCAUAUCAGAUCUGUCAGCAUGAAAUUCCCAAAGCCUGGAAUACCGCUCCCUUCUCCUUGGAUAUACAGGAGACGGGGAGAGAGGAAGAGGGAUGGACGGGGAGAAAUGAAGAACAAGCUAAAGCAAUGGAGGACUCCAAACUCUCUCAGCUUCUCCUUUCAUACACAGACAGGGACAGAAGAGAUGGUGAGAAGACAGAGAGGAUGGACAGAACGAGAGAGAGGAUGGACAGAACGAGAAAGAGGAUGGACAGAACGAGAGAGAGGAUGGACAGAACGAGAGAGAGGAUGGACAGAACGAGAGAGAGGAUAGACAGAACGAGAGAGCACUCUGGCAGCUGUCCUCUCAGCCCUCUGUAGGAGAGAACGUGUUUUCCACUCUUUUAUCUUCAUUGGAGAUUGUGUGUGUGUUGUGUAUGCAUGUGUGUGUGUGUGUAUGUGUGUGUGUUUGUGUCAUCCCAAAGACUGUGUUUGGUGCAAUAAUGUGUCUUAACAUGUUUAUUAUGUAGAAGUAAGAAAGCACAAAUCCUGAUGUGGAGAUACUUCCUGUAUUAUAUUUAUAAUUACUGCCAUAUGGAGAUUUUUCACUGACAAUCAACUACUAGACAAUCAGCUAAUCAAUCAAGUUGUUUUCAAAUGUGUCAAUUAACACACACACACACACACACACAGUACAUACACACAGCUCUGUGCAAAACACCGCCAUCUUGUGGUCACUAGUUAUACUGCGGGCUGCUCUUAGAGCCGCGUGACGUUUGGAAAAGGGAGCUGUUGGAACACGGCUGUCAGCGUUCUCCGUUUAUAAACCUCAUUUUCAGUGUUCCAUUUCAGAAUGUUACUGUUAAGUAGUUUGAUAAGGCGGGCCAUUGUGUGUCAAAUGUUUAAUUCAGUUUGAGAUAAAAAUGCAUGUACUGUAUAUUCCGUCCGUAUACUUUUCAAAGAGUUCUCUCAUAGCAGAGGCUGCGUCACAAAUGGCAGUCUAUUCCUCAUGUAGUGCACUAUAACUUCUAGGGAGUAGAGUGCUAUUCUAGAUUUGACCAGAAUCAACCACAGUGUACAUAGACUGAGCUGUAACAAACUAACUAUGAACUAACUAUCUCUCUGGUAGAGAUGUUACUGUAUAAACCAAAAUGGACAGGAAUGGAAUCUGCCAAAAUGGGCAGAAGUGACACACACACACACUUGCUAGCCACAAGGCGCGCUGUCGACACGUGGAACAGAGCUGUAAAGCUAACAGGCGUUUUCAUGUGUCACCAAAGGGGAUGUUCAAGUAGCAUGACGUUAAAGAUGAAAACAGUGGGCCUAUCUAACUGCCAUCCUGUCAUUAUCCUCUUCAGCGUCAUGUAUUCUUUAGUUUGUCACUGCUGGUGGUGUUUUAAAGCUGUGUUCAUGUGUGUGUGUGUGUGUGUGUGUAUUUGUGCGUGUGUUUGUGUGUGUGUGUGUGUUUCUUUAAUAGCAACAAUCUGUCCCUAUAUAACCAUUGUAAAUGUGUAUUUAACUCUACAUAGUGUUGCCAUUGUGUACAGAUGAUGUAUCUGAUGCUUUGUGUUGCUGUGUGGCUCGAAGGGGUUCAGUUAUGUGGCGUGUGACCCAAAUGCACAAGGAUGAUUGGUCGGAGGUCAUAGAGGGACACGCCCACCAGACAAUUGACUGUCAAUCAGUUUGUCAAUCACCUAUCAAUCAGUUUGAUAAUCUGAUUGGGUAAUAAGGAGCAUCUUGCUGUGACUGGAUUGGACACACUGGUAGCUCCUCCCUUUAGAGAGACUCAUGCUGCUGUAGAGACACACACACACACGUUUAUGAGACACUGCUGUGUCUGACGCUAUGCAAACAAUCUGCUUUUUUGCUGACUGCCCUGGGAACACACACACAUCUGCUCUGUACUAGGUGCAGGGGGCAGGGUGAGAAGCCAUGGUGGAACUGCCUCCGACCGGAGACACUUCUGCCGCAAUGAGGACUUUUACUUUGAAAUGUAUGUCUGUUUUAAACAACUUUUACUUCGAUGUUUUCCCCCUUUCAUCUGAUGUUUUACUUCCAGGUUGAUGAGGCUUCAGUAGAUGUUCUUGUGUUCGCAUGGCUUCCUUCUUUCUAUCUUUCCUUUGUUUUCUUUUAAAAGUGAAUCCAAAUAAAGGCGAUUUAAGGUUG
Messenger RNA from Oncorhynchus mykiss (rainbow trout), 7803 nucleotides. NCBI's taxonomy places the organism in Eukaryota, Metazoa, Chordata, Actinopteri, Salmoniformes, Salmonidae. The record is from RefSeq and is a predicted model, not a curated record.